This is a messenger RNA of Fonsecaea monophora, 1407 nucleotides long. RefSeq lists its product as hypothetical. NCBI's taxonomy places the organism in Eukaryota, Fungi, Ascomycota, Eurotiomycetes, Chaetothyriales, Herpotrichiellaceae. The record is from RefSeq and is a predicted model, not a curated record. The transcript has 4 exons. The coding region runs from base 1 to 1407 and encodes 468 amino acids.
AUGGGUGAAAAGGGGGAAGCGAAACAGUUCAACUUUGUUACAUUUGGAACUCCCGAUGAGAUGAAGAGUACGAGAGCUCGCCACUUGGUCUCGUCGCAUGUGUCUCGACUAUGGCGCAGGAAGACACAACCACUGACAAUCGAGCGACAAAUCCCCCUCCACAACUCAGCUUUUUGGACAAAUACAUCACGGCAGAUGAAGGAAAUCCGGUCAAGAAGCUCACGAGCUAUUCAGUCAAGAGAUGCCCACAAUGACUUUGUCGCCAGAAUCCCCCACAAGAUCCCUGGUCAGAUAUCGAGCAGCAUUCAUUUGUUCCAGUUUCUACAAGUCUAUCCACUGUUCACCUGUCCAGUAGAAGUGAUGCUAGAUGGCGCCACACCCCAUGCAGCAGGGGUUCUAGCAAAUAUCGAUGUUAAGGAGGUUUAUCCUGCAAUUAUAUCCAUGAGUCUCACAUGGUUUUGGACGCAGUUUCCCAGCCAAUACUUGCUGGAUAGCGCUCGGUAUUACCGCCUACAAGCGAUCUCGAGACUCAGACAAAGAAUGACCCAUGAGAAUGUGCGGGAUGAUGUGGUGCUCAUGGUGAUAUGUCUCUUGCAGACCGAUGCAUUGAUGGGUGACAUCAAAGCACUCACGAUACAUCGAAAGGGACUUGAAGCAGUCCUACAAGGCAAAGAUGUCCGGCACCAAUCAAACCAAUACCUCAAGCUUGUCAAAGAUAAACAUGAUCUGCUACUUGACCUGAUGGGCGAACCAAUGCCAUUCGGUGCAUGGCACACGAUGUCCUCUAAAACACUUGAAUUGCAUUAUUCGUCCACCCCAUUUCCUCUAGGUAUAUCCGAAGUUAUCGCCAUGCUUCCAGAAGGCUUUCGAGCCAUCGCUUCAGAAGGUCGAGGUCUUUCUAUCGAACUUGCAAAGUCGUUAGUGUGGACAGCAUCGUGGAUAACCAGUCUUAUGAAGAACCAGCCACUUCAAUCGUCGCGGCGGAGCCUUGAUACUGAAAUCGGUCGAAUUCGACUGAUUCUGCAGCGGUUGGACACAUCUGUCGCGCCACUCGAACGAUGUUUCUGCUUGGCGUACUACAUGUCGAUGGCAACCAUGUACUACAAGCCUUUGUGCCAGACUUCAUCGUUUUUCCGGUGCUGUCGAGAAGAAGCUACAACUCUAUUACUAUCAUAUGUUCCCGAUACCGUCGCAAAACGGGAACUUCUACUCUUCACAUCAAUGCUUGUAAUGGAGACAUGGAAGAACGUUGCAGUUCUGGAACCCAGGGGAGUUGAUCUCGUUGAGAAGAUGAAACACAGAUAUCCGGAGAUGUGCCACUGGGAUCACUUGAAAACGAUUCUGAAGAGAUUCAUUGCAACCAACCAUUCACUGAUAGAGUGGGAGCGAGAUAUUCAACCAAAGUAA